Messenger RNA from Miscanthus lutarioriparius, 903 nucleotides. Lineage: Eukaryota; Viridiplantae; Streptophyta; Magnoliopsida; Poales; Poaceae. The record is from the annotation of a GenBank genome assembly.
AUGGCGGGAAGCCGCCGCCACGGAGCGCGGUCGUCGCAGCAGGGCGCCGAAUCCUCGUCGCUGGCGGAUGCCACUCUCAGCACCAGAGAAGUUACCAUUGUGGAGAAGCCCUCUAAGAACACCUGUCACACCUCAGGCUCUACUUCAUCGACUUUAUCUGGACCUUAUGUUUGUGCAGAUCUCGUGGACAGCCUGCUUCAUGAAAUCAUUAUUCUCAUCAACUCAUUCCAGGACUUCCUUGCUUUUAGUGGCACCUGCCACUCUUGGCGUGCAGCAGUCUCUUCCUUCCCCUCUGUGUAUGCUUUCAACUUCCCACCUCUCCACCUUGAACCAGAUGAUCCUUAUGUCCCUCCACAUAGCAGAGGUAUCAAGACCCUCCGUUUGUCUAAUUGCAAAUGUGCCUGCCUCUUACCCCCAUGGCUGGUGGUCUGUGGUGACAUGCUUCUCAUGGUUAAGCUCGCAAUUACUCGUAGUUCUCUUCCCUCACUUAGCAGCCACAUUAGAUUUUUUGAGGUCUUUCGCCUUGACUUCUCAGUGAAGCCAGCCAAGUUGGUACAGAUGGAGAAGCUGGAAAACCAUGCGCUGUUUCUUAGCCUGGAUAGGAGGAACCCUGCAUUUUCUUGUGUUAACCCCGAGAGAUGGGAAGGGAAGAGUAACUGCGUUUAUGUUGCCAGGCUAUUUGAUGAUGCUGAUCCUGAAGAGGCUUGGACAGCGCUGGAGCCUGCUGUUAUUGAGCUUGGGAGUGCUCGUGCUCACGUUACAAUUGAGGAAGCGACAGAGGCACCUGUUGACGCUACAAUUGUGAAAACAACAGAGGCUGCAGUACACAAAGCAUACAUUAUAAUUGAGGUUGAAGACGUUAAAAUUAAGGUCCUCGAAGAGUUGAAUGGACUUCGACCAUAG